Mercenaria mercenaria is the source of this 3869-nucleotide messenger RNA. RefSeq lists its product as uncharacterized. NCBI's taxonomy places the organism in Eukaryota, Metazoa, Mollusca, Bivalvia, Venerida, Veneridae. Bases 95 to 484 code for a protein of 129 amino acids. Gene Ontology annotation, cellular component: cell cortex. The record is from RefSeq and is a predicted model, not a curated record. Gene Ontology annotation, molecular function: actin monomer binding. The transcript has 4 exons.
AUUUACGGUUCAUCAACGCGGUGCAGUGGACAGGAAAUAAGUUGCGACAAUUGCGUAGAUCUUUUUCAAUUUUAAUUUGUGAAAAUUAGUAAACAUGUCUUGGAAUGAUUGGUGUAAAACAAUUAAAGAUCAAGGAUUUGUUGCAGGUGGAGUAUAUGGACAGGAUGGUUCUGUUUGGGCGGAAUUUUGUGAUGAUGAAGAGUGCCAAUUCUCUGCAGAAGAGGUUCCAAAGAUCAUGAAAUGUAUUCAAAAAAAUAAUCCCAGUGAAGUGCCAGUAUGUGUAAAAGGGAAGAAACAAACAGUUUUAAAAGCUGAUCCAAGUGAUGGCAUAUUACUUGGAAAGAAAGGGGCAGAUUCAUGUGUAGUGGCAGUUAAAUGUAAUCAGAGUAUUAUUGUAGGGAUUGGUGGAAAGAAGUCAGAACCACGCAGCUUGUUAGAGCCAUUAUCAAAAGUGGGUGAAAGUUUAAAAGGGACUGGAUAUUGAUGUAUCAUCAACUUAGACCAAAACACUUACACAUUGCCUACGUCUAUGCAUAAUUACAGCUGUCUUUUAAUUUGCUGAUGAUUACUUCUUUUUGAUUGAAUGGAUCAUCUGACACAUUGUACACAAUUUUGCGGACAAAAAAUUAACAUGUUUAGUGCUAGCCUUAAAAUUGUCUCAACUAGUAUUUUAGUGCAUUUGCUUUUCAUUUAAUUAAUGUUCUGCAAGUGAUAUGGCUAUGUAUGAUUUGUAGACACCUUUCAGUUGCUUUUACUUUUGCUUAGAUGCCACCGCAGUAACAAUAAUAGAAACUUUGAUAAUAGCUAGGAUAGAUUCGGCUAUAACUGAUACUUGUGAUGGUGAUAUCUUUGAGCAAUAAAAUUGUAGGUUCAUGAAGACUUUUUAAAGCACACUAGAGUUUCCUUUCAUUCUGAAAUAUGUUUACAUUAUAAUUAAUUUUUUUGGUUGAUGUGUUUGGAUAAGAAAGAAAAUCAGGUUACUUAUUGUCAUUUAAAUAUCUUAGACCUCCCCAAAAAGUUUCGGCUUGUUUUUGUUGUCCAAGCUUGUUAUAACAAUAUUAAUAAAAAAUUGAAUCAUGAUGGCAGUGAUGGAACUUAUUUGCCAAUUUUGUUUUUACCUAUCAAGGUUUUACAUAAUUACUGCAUAUACUGCUGUUCUGAGAAUUUCUUUGCAGCACAAUGAAGAAAUUAAAUGAUAGGAAAAAGAAACAUUUAGGUUAAUUUUUUUAAUGCACCAUCAGUGUUGCAGCUUUAUUUUGGUAGCUGCAUGUAAUAUUUCUCAUAAACCACGGUGAAAAAAUGGUAUUGAGCUGCUAUUUUAGAAUUUGUAUAGAUACUGUUAGUGUAGAUAACUAUCAUAUUAUACUAUAUAUAAUUAAAAUAUACUGAGAAAUCGUGUAUUUCUGCGAGCAUGAAAUUUCGUGGUUUUGUGAAAAAUGGCUUUUUUUCUUGGAAUAUGAAUUUGUGAAUCUCAGUUUUAGAAUUUGGAAUAAUUGGAAUUUUUAUUUGUUCCUUGUGAUUGAACUUCACUGAACCAUGAAAUCCACGAAAAUUAGUUCUCCACGAAUAUUUCCAUGAUUUCACAGUACUAUCUAAAUCACAAAAUAAAUAAAGUUCUUUGUUUUUGUUUUUAUAGAUAAUUUUUAUAUACUACUAUAGUCAUAAAAUGCAGCAUUAGUAAUUUUAUUACAGUUGAAUGUUUUUCUUUAUGAUGCCUUCCUCACACCAUCAACACAUCUCAUUGAUGGUAAAUUGAAAGAAGUGUUUGUUCAAAUUGAUUUUUUAAGUUUCUCUUGUUGCAACUGUUUUUGUUUACCACUGUAGUUGAAAGAAAUGCACUUAGAAAUUCUAGAAUAUAUCUAUAAUAGAAUAUUGUUAAAAUGUUUGAUACGAGUGGGGGGAAAAAAACGUUGAAAUGUGUAACAUCAGUACUAACAGCCGAACAAAUGUACAAUUUUGUUUUCAGAAGUAAAGUACAAAGAAAAUAAAAAUUGUGAAAAAAAAUGUAGAAUACAAAUUCAUUGUAAUAUAUAUGAUGUAUAAGAUAUGAGCCACGCCAUGAGAAAACCAACAUAGUGGCUUUGCGACCAGCAUGGAUCCAGACCAGCCUGCGCAUCCGCGCAGUCUGGUCAGGAUCCAUGCUGUUCGCUUUCAAAGCCUAUUGCAAUCAAAGGAAGUGUUAGCGAACAGCAUGGAUCCUGACCAGACUUCGCAUCUGUGCAGUCUGGUCUGGAUCCAUGCUGGUCGCAAAGCCACUAUGUUGGUUUUCCCAUGGCGCAGCUCAAUUAUGUGUAUGUAUAAUUAACUUUGAUUAUUCUUCUGUUUUUAGCUCUGUUCAUUCUCAAUGAUUGUUUGCCCUCGGAAUGUUGGUGAGCAAAAACUUUCCUCUUAUGAAAAUAAUCGUUCUGAAACUUGCUUAGGUUAUCAGGUACUUUGGAAUUUAUAGUGUCUUUGACGAACAAAAGAAAGAUUUUUAUUCCAACUUUUUUUUUUUUUACCAUGUCAAGGGUGUAAAGAUAUUUGUGGAAAUGUCUUUAUACCAAAAAUCCUAAAAAUAUUCCUAUAUUAAAUUUCUAAGUGCUUGUGAAAAUAGGUGUUCAUACAUUUUUAUAUUAUUUAUCACUGUUUUCUUUUUUUUUAACUGUUAAGACUUGCGGAGAAGUCAUGUUUAGUUAUAAAGACAAAAUGCAUACAUUUUUGUUGAAAUGCCAAACUGUGUUACAUUUCGCUGCAAAGAGUUCUGCUUGGUGCUUUUUUUAUGUGUAAAAAUUGGGAACAAAACAUUGUGUUGUUUUUUUCUGAAGCUUUUCUUGCCAGGAUAUUCGUACUUCAAGGCAGGUUUGAAUUAUCAAGGGGUUCAAAAAUUGAACUGUAUAGCUGGUUUCAGUUUGUAGGCAAUACUUUGAAUAUUUGUACUAACCCCACCCACUUGCUUUGCAGGGCAAAUGGUGCUAAACAUAAUAUAGUAGGACCAAAUGAACUGAGCUCCAUUUCCAAUUUACCAUUUUAUAUGCUGUCAGGCCAGUGUGUUCAUGCUUAUUUUACUGCAAGUUUAUGUUAUUGUGUUAAUUUUUCAAAAAUCGAACACUGCCACGGAAGCUUGUCCAAAUGUUUUGAUAUGCUUAGAAAAACAAAAUUCCAUUUUUCAUUCCUUAAAAUCAUUCCGAUUUGCUCUCUCCAUAAUGAAUAUUUAAUAGUUAUAUUCUAAUAUUUAAAACUGGUCCUUAAAUAAACAAGACAGGCAAAUUUUUCAUGUAAAACAAACAUAUUAAUGCACCAAAAAUGGAGAGAAGUUUGAAAGAUAAAAAAAUCCUUACUUGCCAAAAAGAAUGUUCUUCAGUAAUUUGAAAUUUAUUUUGUAAGAACCUCUGUUAGACAUAAGAUGAUUUUUAUUGGUACUGGUUCAAUACAUUAUAGUUAUAAAUUCUACCUUUUUCAUGAAAAAUAUGGCUCUUGUUUUACUAGAAAUAUUUUACUUCCGGUUCUUUUUUAUACAAAUGCUUUAAUUUCGGGUAUAAGCAAACCAGGAAAGUACACAUUUAUUUUCAAUUUUAUUUUGUUUAACCCUCGCAAGUAUUUAAAUAAAUUAAACUUCCCUAUAGGCAGUGGGUAAAAAACACACACAAGGAAGUUGUUGUUUAUAAAUAUUUUUGAUUUGUAAGUAUUAAGUUUCAAGGUAUUUUUUUUAUUAAAAAAAAGUUCUAAUGUACACAUGUAGGGGUCCAAGAUCUGAUAAUGUUUGCCAAUAAUGCAUUGAUUUUCCUUCUGUUUUGUAAUCUCUUCAUUGUUAUAAUUUACCUUAUUUUUUUUUCCUCAUGUACCAGCAUAACUCAUUCCAUGUUAUAUUCAAUAAACAAUGUAGCCUUUAA